Messenger RNA from Thermothelomyces thermophilus ATCC 42464, 5850 nucleotides. RefSeq lists its product as uncharacterized. Gene Ontology annotation, cellular component: plasma membrane. Bases 94 to 5592 code for a protein of 1832 amino acids. The transcript has 2 exons. NCBI's taxonomy places the organism in Eukaryota, Fungi, Ascomycota, Sordariomycetes, Sordariales, Chaetomiaceae. Gene Ontology annotation, molecular function: guanyl-nucleotide exchange factor activity. Gene Ontology annotation, biological process: positive regulation of GTPase activity; Ras protein signal transduction. The record is from RefSeq and is a predicted model, not a curated record.
CUUCGCCCACGGCAGCAGGUGUAGCAGGAGCAGGAGGAACGCGUGAGAGUAGUCAGCUCCCUGGGACGUGCGACACAGGUCGGAAUUCGCGCGAUGGGCCCUGAGCUAUUUGUGUCAUCGACCGGCGCGACUCGGCCGGCACCGCAGCCGCUCGAGCCGAUGCCGUCAUCGCCAACAGAGGGAGUUUCUUUUUGGGGUCUAGCACCACCACCACCACCACCACAACCACCACAACCACCAGAGCGGGUCCUAGUCCAACGACCACCGAGACCUGGCAACGGCCUCAAGCGAGCAAAGACUGCUGGGGGCCACAGUACAGCAGGCCCCGGGCGGGCAAAGACGACGAACCCGUGGGCAUCGACUGGCUCGCAAGCGAAGCCACUCUUGCCUCUGACCGAGCGCGCGUCGCACGAGGAGACCCUUGGCGCGCGGCGCGCGAGGAAGGGGAGCCAGGAUGAGGACAAGUGGGAUAUCACACCGGACGGUGGCUCGGCCGGCCGCGAAGGCAGGCAGUUUGCCGUCGCGAACGUUGGAAAUAAUGGCCGCAUAUACCUGAGGCCGACUGUGCGCCCCGCGCACCAGCGGUACCCUCAGCCACCUUUUGUCUUCCCAAUGACGCCGCCCAGCACCGCCGGACUGGAGGCCAUAGCUCCGGAACAACGCCUGGACCUUGACGCCCCCUCCCCCUUGCCCCUCCGCGAUUGGACUCCAUCCCAUCCCCCAUCAUCAUCCCCGAGCAUCACAUCUGGAAACCCCGGCGAGAAGCAGGUCAGGAUCCGUCAAAGGCACCGCCGUGCCAUGUCCGAUUCCACAAUCCCAGACACGAGCGUCGCACGAGAAUCCGAGUCGGGGGGGUUCAAGGUCGUCAUCACACAGCCGGGCGACGAAGAGAGGCCGAGGACCGUCGAUGAGACGAUGGACUUGAGCCGACCCCCGGUACUGGAGGUGGCUAUUCCCUCGUGGAGGAUAGGCACGCCCAGAUUCAGCAUACACGGGACGUCGUAUAUUCGAGGCUCCUCGUACGCCCCGACCGAGGAGGCCCGCUCAAGCAGCACAUCCUUUCUCCGUCUCACCCCCCUCGACGGGACGUCGAGCAACUCCGCGAAGCCGAGCUUCUUUCGCACGUCGGGGAUGCCCACCCCUUUCCCCGGUCCCUCCUACCCUCCCAGCCACGGCUCCUCCGCUCGCACUCCCCCCACUCAGCUGCGAGCCAGCUAUAUGUCGCCCCGCCUAGUUAUCGAGCCCUCCAUGUUCGACACCCUGACCUUCAAACCCACCUGCGAUGACCGCACCAUCGUCCGGUACUCGGCUUCCGGCUCCGUGACGGCAGCCACCCCUCCCCGCCUUGUCGCUGAGAUCACCUCCCCCAGAUUUGUCGACUACGAACUGCUAUCCGACUUCUUUCUCACGUACCGCUCCUUUCUCGAACCGUCCGACCUUCUCCGCAUGCUCUUUGCACGACUUCGCUGGGCGUUGAGCAGGGUCGACGAGGUCGGCCAGGUGGUGAGGGUUCGCACCUUUGUCGCCCUGCGCCAUUGGAUCCUCAACUACUUCAUCGACGACUUCCUCGUCGACUACAACCUCCGCGCCUCCUUCUGCACCCUAUUGAACGAACUCGUCGGUGACGUCCUGCGAGAUCCACAGACGCCCAAGGUACCGCUCAAGAUUCUGGCCGAGCUCAAGAAGUGCUGGCGGAGAGUCUGCGCGCAGUUCUGGGACGGUCCAGAGUUUGACAUCUCGUUGGGGCCCGACGUUCGGGUUUCGCCCGGCGGAACGGCAGGCGUCCGCGAUUCGCAGCAGUUGAACUCAACAGUCUGGUUGGAGAACAACACACAGCCUCCCCAGAUGGACGAUUUGAUGUUCCCCGUCAGCCCACGCAGUCACGCGAGUGCCUAUGGCGGCGUGGCAAUCGCCGGGAAUAUCGACGCCGUCGUCGCCGGAGACCGCCCGGCCACACCGGAAAACGCGGCCGAUAGUGAGGACAUGGAGAGGAACGGUGCCAUCUCCCCAGCCAGCGUCACCAGCGUGGACGCGGUCUCGUGCUCCUUUCCGACCAAGAGCGCCCGAGCCGUGCGCCCGGGCGCUGCCUGCCCGACCGCACAUCCGGUCAGGCCCGGCCCCUUACACAAUGCCGAUCCCGUUGCUACCACCCCGCGCGCCCUCGUCGGCAAGCGCGCGCGGGAGCAGCAAUCCCACAAGCGGAACGCCAGCCUUAGCGACUCAUUGCGGGAAGAUCCGACCACAAUGGAGAGAGGGCUCUACAAGAAUGCCGAGUUCCUCUUGGCACUCCCCUAUGCCGGCAGCUUGGUGCGUGGCGAGUUACUGCCCCCCUCCAAGUCCCUCGUCGAAGUCCAUCCACAAGGCCCCGAUGGCAGGCAGACCACGAUAUUUCAACUGAACGCGGCCGAAAUGCCUAAGGACGGCGCGGGUCCAGCGGCCAUGUCGGGACAGGGGAUGAAGAAGCUUCUGGGCAGCGUGCGGCGGGCUUUGAGCACAAAGGGCCAGCAUCUAUCGCCAGCUCAGGGCACCUUCAUCAACAUUUCUCCGAUCGGGCCCAGGGGUGCCACCACGAACAGGCUUCCCGGCACCCCGAUUGUACCGCAGGCGUCCGGCCGCCAGAACCGCGGCCGUCCGCCCGUGCGGAUCGACCUGCUCGGCGCCGAGGUUGCCGAGGACUUCAGGAAGGCGGUCCGAGAAGAUUCACAGGCUCGGUCGGAACAGUCGGAGCAGCCCGCCCCUCCUCCCGCCGAAGCGCAACCGCAGAACGGUACGGAGGAUUCUUCGGGCCCCGGUCCGCACAGCUCCCCCAUGCCCCUCUCCAGCGACUUUGUGCUCACCCGGCCCACGAGCGACAUGGGCAUCACCGCUGGCAGCAAGUCCAUCGUCAUCGUCGACGACACCUCGCUACCUAGCAACUACCCUGCCAUGACCGGGGCCUUACCAGCAGCCACCCCGUCCGCGGAGGCGUUCUCCGAACCUUUCCACCCGAACUUGGCAGAUCCGACACCCCCAAACACGCCGCCGGGCCGCCCACCGGGAACGCCCGGAAACUCCUCGUGCGUCCUUGGCCAGGAUAUGCACCAUCAAUCACUGUCGGCCAGCGAGCUGCCUCCCUUCGUCCCGGAUAUGGAUACCUUGGGAGGCCAUCCACGUCCCUCCCAAGACCAGAGCCGCCCUUCGUUCGAUGGCUGGGACGAGGCGCUCAGUCCACGAUCCGUCGAUUGUGGGAAGGAAGAUGUGAGGGUGCCAUCGCAUCUGUCCUUCACCCCAUAUCGCUCGGAGAGACAGGGCCACCGUGCAUCUUUCACCAGCGCUAGUUUCCACCGCCCGACCGUUCGCAGCUUCGAUGCCACCACCGUGUCGGGCCAGUCGAUCGACGACUCCACUCCAGCCAUGGCUCCCGAGCCCCUUCGGGUCCUUAGGAGGAGGCCCGGCGGUGACCUCCGCGCCGUCGCUCACGUCGGCGAGCUGGAACAAUCCGCUGCUCUCAGAAGAUCGCGGUCCGUCGGCUCCCUGACAACUUACAGCGAGUCAAUCCGCAGCUCCUACCUUCGCAGCGCGGUUGCGGAUUCGAGUGGUUAUGUUGAUGUGGUUGCCAGUGAUUGCUCCCCCGGCCAUGCCGGGACCUUCUCGCUCGGCGCCCUCGCCGAGAGGAAUCCGAAACAGCAAAAGUUUUCCUUGUUCAGCACCCACUCGUCCAAACCGAUCAUGCGGCCAUCGUUCGAGGCGGAAGCGCAGAAGCUCGCCAUGAUCCCCGACGACUUGGACGAUGACGGCGGGGUCGAGUCUGCGCUGUUGAAGCUGGAGGGCAAGUUCCCGGCCAAGAAGCCCGGGCUCAAGCUCUCGAUGGACCUGACGCCGCCGCCGGCAGAGAUCGAUGUCGCGCCCGAGUCGAACGUUGCUGAUGCCGAGGAGGAUAACGCAACCCACGAAGAGAGGCCAGAACAUGGAGAGAUCCGGGUUGCAGGCAAAGAGCACCCGCCAUCCUCGUCCGCCUCAUCACCCACUAUGACUCACCAGAGCGGCCUCUUGAGUGCUGCCAACGCCGAGGGGCGCCAUGGUAUGCAGUCGUUCCUGUCGGACGACUCUCGGGCGUCGUAUUCGUCCAUUCCGUUGCUGGAUCGUGACCUUACCGACGACGGCCGCAGCGGGCGGACGGCAACUCGGGAGUGGACAGACCGAUCCGUCCUUCAGGGCCCGGAAGAUGACCCGGCGACGCCGGAAGACCGCAGCCCUCACGACUCUCAGCAUCCUUCCUAUGAGUUCAUCAAGAAGACGGACAGCUUGGACCUCCUCGUCCAAGAGGGCGAUACCGCGCCCACCGCCGAGCCGAAGCGCUGCAGUGUCGAGCAUUCGUUCCUCGACGUUGAUAGUGAUAGCGAAAGCGUCAUCUCGUCGGAGCUGUCCGGAGAGUCACUUAUUCUUCAAGAUGCCGGAGAUGGCGGAGUCUCACCGAACGCCAUGGGGGUUGCCAUGUCCACGCUGCCAGCUCAUCCUCUCGCCGAGGGCCCUCCUAGCGCUAGGCCGCCGCCCUCUCCGCCUCCCACGCGGACGCAAGCUUCCCGUUCGUCCCCGGAAGCUUCCCAUACCCCGACGCUCCAUAACCAUCAGGUCUGGGAGAAGCCACUGCCGCCCACACCUGACGCUACGCCGACCGCCACCGCCCCGCCGGACCUGCAAUCUCCGUUCUCGCCCAGAGAUCCGACGGGCACCAGAGAGGCGCUCCGCGACGCCCCGACGCUCGACAUGCCAGACCCUGUGGCAGAACCCCGUAGGGGGCCAGCCCAUAACAAGUACACGGUCCAUCUGCCCUUCAUACUCGCCUUCGACAGCGACGUCCUGGCGCAGCAGUUCACCCUCGUCGAGAAGGACGCGCUCAACGAGAUCGACUGGAAGGAGCUGAUCGACAUGCGGUGGAAGAACGCCGAGCAGAACGGCGUACACGUGCGCAGCUGGGUGUCCUUCCUGCGCGAUACGGACGCCCGCGGCGUCGAGGUGGUGAUUGCGCGUUUCAACCUCAUGGUCAAGUGGGCCAUCUCGGAGAUUGUGCUGACGCAGGACGUCGAGGAGCGCGCGCGCUGCAUCACCAAGCUCAUCCACAUCGCGGCCCACUGCCGCCGGUACCGCAACUUUGCCACCAUGAGCCAGAUCACCAUCGCGCUGACCAGCAACGAGGUCGCGCGCCUCGCCAAGACGUGGGCCAUGGUCCCCGCGAGCGACCGGCGCACGCUGCACGAACUGGAGACGCUCAUGUCGCCGACGAGGAACUUUUACAACAUGCGCGCCGAGAUGGAGGGCGGCGGGGCCUCCGUCGCCGAGAUGGGCUGCAUCCCCUUUGUGGGCAUCUACACCCACGACUUGCUGUUCAACGCCCAGAAGCCGAGCGAGAUUGCGAGCUCGCCGACCACGCCGCCGCUGGUCAACUUUGAGCGGUGCCGGACCGCCGCGGCCGUCGUCAAGACCUUACUGAGGCUGCUCGAGGCUAGUAUGCUCUACAACUUCCAGCCGGUCGAGGGCGUCACGGAGCGGUGCCUAUGGAUGGGCGCUCUGGGCGACGAGGAGAUCCGGAGGCUGGGUGAGGCGUUGGAGUAAUGCUAAUAAGGCUUCAUCACUCUGAAAAUACUUACGACGAUGAGAAAAGGGGGCGAGGGGAUGACGAAACAAGACAACUACCGGGAGUUCGAAAGGAAAACCCCAGGAUCGCGGUAAUAUACGGCGCGCACUGCCAUAAUCAUCAUCAUCAUUAUCUCACCACGACCACCACCACCACCACCACCAUCAUCAUCAUCAAUCGCCAUCGAUCUAGACGAACCGAUUUGCUCACGCACAACAUGCAUAUACCACCAACAU